Molecule: messenger RNA, 2774 nt
Organism: Triticum dicoccoides
Lineage: Eukaryota; Viridiplantae; Streptophyta; Magnoliopsida; Poales; Poaceae
Product: pentatricopeptide repeat-containing protein At4g01990, mitochondrial-like
Exons: 3
Coding region: 18-1541 (507 amino acids)
Cellular component (GO): mitochondrion
Molecular function (GO): protein binding
Source: RefSeq, a predicted model, not a curated record
CAGCCAGUCAGCCACCCAUGUUGCGCACGGCGAUCGCCGCGGCGGCGCGGCGGCGCAUCUCCCUUGCCCCGGCAAGAUUCGCGCACGAGCUCGCGCAGGCGCAGGCGCAGGCCCAGACGGCCGUCCCUGAUCGUCGAAUCGUUGAGCCGUCGUGGAUCCCGCUCUACAGGAGAAUCUCGAUACUGUACGGCAGGCCGCCGGGAAUGGUGGCGGCGGAGAUGGACAACUAUCUCCGCAAGAUGCGCCCGCUCUCGGCGGACCAGAUCGUCGCCUACGUCCGGAAGCUCCGCAAGUUCAAGAGCAACGCUUGCGCGCUCGAGUUGAUGGACUGGAUGGAAUCUCGUGGAGCAAAGUUGAUACCUGGGCAUCAAGCGCUGCGGCUUGGCCUGGUUUCAAAAGUGCAUGGGAUACAGGCAGCUGAAGAAUAUUUCUGGAGCCUUCCUGAUAAGUCAAAGAAAACUUAUUCAUCUUUGCUUAACUGCUAUGGUGAACACAGAAUGGCAAGCAAAGGUCUGGAACUCUAUGAGAAGAUGAAAGUCAUGGACAUGGUUCCAAAUACACUAUUGUACAACAACUUGAUGACUUUGUACCAAAAGGCGGGCCAGCCAGAGAAAAUCCCCUCCACAUUUGAAGAAAUGCGAGAAAGUGGUAUAAGUGCUAACAAUUUUACAUACUCCAUAUUGAUAGAAAGCUAUGUUACAAUGAAUGACCUGGAGGCUGCAGAGAAAGUCCUGGAAGAAUUGCAGAAGGUGGCUCCAGUUCACUGGUCCUUGUACACUAUGAUGGCAAACAAUUACCUCAAACAAGAGCUGUUUGGAAAGGCAGAAGUGGCUCUAAAGAAAGCUGAGGAAGUCAUGGAUAAAGCUGAGUUGUUGUCCUGGCAUUUCCUCAUAUAUUUGUAUGCCCGUUCUGGCAAUUCAACCGAGCUUAAGAGGAUCUGGGAGUCUUUGAAGUCCACAUUCAAGAAAUGCUCGAACAAAAGUUAUCUUGUAAUGCUUGAAGCUCUGAAUAUGAUUGAUGACUUUGAGUCUUUGCAGCAAAUCUUUCUGGAGUGGGAAUCGAGUCAUGGACAUUAUGACAUUAGGAUAACAAAUGUUAUGAUCAAAGCUUACCUUGAUAAGGUUAUGAUAGACGAAGCUGAGGCUAUCCUUCAGAGCACCAUGUCUCAGGGUCAUUGCAAUGUAAGGACGGUUUACAUAUUUGCCGAGUUCUAUUUGGACAGAUCUGACAUUACCGCGGCACUGGAGAUCUUGAGAGAUGCAAAGAAGAUGCUUACGGCACACAAAUGGGUGCCAUCGGAAAAGCUUACGAGCAGAUUUCUGAAGCACUAUGAAGAGUCAAAGGAUGUUGACGGUGUGGAGUCUUUCUGCGAGUGCCUUAGGAAGCUCGAUUGCCUUGAUGCAGAAGCUUAUGAGGGCAUGAUGCGGACCUAUAUAGCUGCAGGUAGAACCAACCCAUCCAUUGCUCAGCGCAUCGAAGAUGAUGGGAUUCACGUUGGCCCUGAGACGACGAAAUUGCUGGAGCGUGUCUCCGGCAAUUGAAACUGAGAAGGAAAGAAACUUUGUAAGAACUCGAGGCCACUGUAGAAUUUUUCUUCACUAUAGAGCAGAAUUAUGACUUGUCGAAGAUGUCGUUAUCUCGUGAAAAGCUUGCUGUCACCGGAUUUCUGUACAUGAAUUGCAAGUUCUUUUGGCAUUUUACAUUUGACCUCCUGACUACUGUGUACCAUCUAUCUAAGCUGCUAAUACGAUGGAGGAGUUAUUUUCAAUUAUUUUCAUGUUGCUCAGGUAGUCAACCAGACAACCAGUCGAUUGCAGUACCCAGGUAUUCUUUGAGGGUGCAGUACCCAGGUAUUCUCUAAUGUUUAAUGUUGCCGACCAUUCGUGAGGAGGCGCAAGGAAGCGGUGAGUGAUUUCUGAUAUAUUAUUUGUUUGCACCAGGUAGUGUUUUUAGGGAAACUGGCUCACAUAAUUAAUCAACCAUUUGGGGUACAAUGCAAUGUCAGGCGAAUGUAAGAGCUAGAUUUUGGCCAGUUUUUCUGUAUUUGAAAGCUUACCAACAAGACUCAAAGGCUUAGAUAAUAUAAUCACGAGGUGGUCGUUUGUCGAUCAGGAAUAAGUAUCAGCACCUCAUGGGCAGAGCCAGUGGCUUGGUGUUGCCCGGUGGCCAUGGCCGUGUUGGCGGCGUAGUAGCUGGGGUGUGGCGUUCGGUGGCGGUGAGUGUUGGCCGGGAUGAAAACAUGUUCUAUCUUCGGACGGACCGGCGGCGGCGAAGCUCGUUCCCUUCGCUGCUCUCAUUGCCCAUCGUGUUGCUACAGGGGAAACUCUGAUUCUCGGAUCGGGCGGUGGCGGCGCUUCGGUGUCGUAGCCUUCCUAAAGGCGCCGUCUUGGAGCCCACAGUUCAUCGUAUGCGGCUUCAUCUCUUCUCGAUGGUUUGUCCAUGGCUUUGACUAGACGGUAACGACAGGGAAGGGCAUUUUUAUAAGGACACUUAACGGCAGAGGGGCAAAUUCGAGUAUGCUUCGAAAUUAGGGGCAAAUCUGAGUAAUGGUUUCGAGUUACUCAAAGGCCUAGAUAAUAUAAUCACGCGGUGGUUGUUUGUCUAUCAGGAUUAAGUAUCAGCACCAAACUUGUAUAAGCUGCAAUUAGAAUUGUAUUUUUUAUCCCUAGUGACAGCGGUGAAUUGAUAAAGAGACAAAGAGAUGUGCUCCCUGUUAUGAGUCUACAACUGUAAUAAUUUCCAUGCAACUCUGCAAAUUCAGAAAUAAGGUUUGU